AUGAAGAAGCACACAAGUAACAUGAGAUUUUCCAGCCCAGGAGAAGGCCUUGAAACUUUAAUAUCCGUACGCGCCGGCGAGCACCAACCAAAUACCCGGCCUUUCGCGCCUCCUCCAGUUCUUCGUCGCGUCCUCCUCCUCACCCUACUGCGUCCUCCCUGCCUUGUUUUCCCAACGAUGUCGACCCUCCUCACACGCCAUGCGUGCAGGGCACUAAGAGCUCAAGCUCAAGCUUUCCUACCCGCUAGGAGUCGGACGAUACACGCUACCGCGACACUGCAGAAGAAGAAGGGCAAAACCAUCAUCGACGACCUAUUCGAGGACGAUGCGUUCUCGCCCGACGCUCUCUCUGCUGCCUCCACCACCACGACGUCAACCACUUCACCCACGUCAACAGCCUCACUCACGUCAAAUACUCCUGCUGGCACAACCCAAAAAUCCACAGCUUUCAAACGCCUCAAACUCCCCCCCACCGAGCGCGCCCGCCGCUUCUCUGCCGAGCUCGCCUUCGUCGAACCCCGUAUCGGGCGAAGUCCCACCGUGAAGACACCGCACAUAAGGAAGCGGGUGUGGUUCGGCCUGCUGGACUUGGCGCAGAGUGAGGAGGAGCUGAGGAGGGUGGUUGGGCUGUGGCCGGCGUAUGUGGCUGGGAGGGAGAGGGAGAGGGAGAGGGGGGUGUAUCCGGAGGGGUUGGCGGGGGAUUUCGUUAGACGCUGCGCCGAACUCAAGUGCCCCAACCUAGCCCUGGAAGUAUUCGGUGAUUGGGCGAGGUACAACCUCGACCUCGACCUUUCUGCCGCGCGCUGGCUCGUGCACUCCCUCGCCAUCCCCCUUGUCGCCCCAUCCACCUACUCUCCUUCCUCUACCCCCUCUUCUCCACCUCAGUCUUCUUCCCAAAACCUCGAACAACCCCAACCCCUCGACAAUCUCCUCCUCGCCCUCUCCCUCUAUCCAAUCUACGCCCUCCCACCCGUCUCCUCCGACCUGCCGACGGCAGCGAUGGCGGCAUCUGCGUGCUUCGCGCAUGGUGGGGACAAGGCGGUGAGGCUUGCGGAGGAGCUGGUUCCUUGCAUCGCUGGCUUGGUUGCACAGAGCUCGAACUCGAAUUCGACUGUGGAAGAGGGCAAAGGGAGUGGUGUGGGUAAGGAGAAGAAGGAAGGGAAGGCGAAGGGCAAGGUGCAAGGAGUGAAGGUGGCGAAGGGAAAAGAGGGCAAGGCGAAAGAGAAAGAUAUAGAGCGCGCGAUGGUAGAGAAGUGGACCAAGGGCGCGUUGAGGCGCGUCAGCAAGGAGGUGGAGAAGAGGACGGGGAAGGGGUUGGAUUUGGGGAGGUUGGAGGGCGUCGUUCAAAUCCAGAGUGCGAAAUUGGCGCCCGGUGCUGAGGCAACGUUGUAG
Cyclocybe aegerita is the source of this 1392-nucleotide messenger RNA. Lineage: Eukaryota; Fungi; Basidiomycota; Agaricomycetes; Agaricales; Hemipholiotaceae. The record is from the annotation of a GenBank genome assembly.